Acanthoscelides obtectus is the source of this 810-nucleotide messenger RNA. The record is from the annotation of a GenBank genome assembly. Lineage: Eukaryota; Metazoa; Arthropoda; Insecta; Coleoptera; Chrysomelidae.
AUGUUCUGCCGUAAAGACAUAGAAGAUGAAGAAUCAGAUAGUGAAAACUAUCAAUCAGAAAUUGAGAAUUACUGCAAGGAUAUUGAUUCGUACUAUUGGACUGAAAUAGAAAAAAUAAACAAGGAGUGCAAACACCAAAUUCUUCAAGAAAAAACACCUUACUUAUUGGGUACAGAUUAUGUAACUGCUGAUUGUAGUCCGUUAAGUAUCCAUUGUGGCUUGAGUAUUGCAAGGUGUUUCGCACCAUCAGUAAAAUUGAUGAAAAAAUCAGAAAUAGGAACUCAAAUCACAUUCCGUGCUGACGAAUGGGAACUUUUUAUUUUCACCUUACGAUGUCUGGACAUCAGUUAUUUAUCGGACAAUGAAGUACCAUGCAUUACAACAUCCAAAGAAGAGGACAUUAAACAUAUUGAAUGUGAUGAAGAUGUGAAAAUAUGCAAAACGUCAACUUUAGAUUGUAAAAUUUUAAAAGUUUACACAAGAAGGGAGUCCAUCAAUUAUCACAUACUUUCAGAAGAAGAAGAAGACAACUCUCUGAUUUGCUCCGAAUCAAUAGAAUCUACUCCAUCUCCGGAGGCACCUGCAUCAACGGCACCCGGACCAUCCACCACCACCACCACCACCACCACCACCACCAAAAACAUACAACAAAAACAAAGUUGCCAUUGCAAUAAAAGGGAAAAAGCGUCAGCCCUACCAAACCAACCAACAAAAAACAUAACUAUACAGGUACAUUAUAAUGACAAAGGGGAAUUAUUAUAUAAAACAAUUAAAUUCAAAACAACGUGUAACUGUGAGAAAAACAAAUAA